AUGAAUCUGGAGUCAGCUCUGGGAUAUGGAUAUGUUAUUCCAUGGUCAGUUUCGAUAUAUCCGGUUGUCUGGCACAACUGGCGCCAUAGAUCCGCAUCGGCAAUGUCAAUUGAUUUCGUUAUAAUCAAUGUCUUCGGCUAUCUGUACCUUCUGUUGUCGCUUUGGUUGCAAUUGUUUUGCUGGCAAACGGGGCAAGAGCAUGAAGACUCUACACGCCCAAAGAUCACAGCUUUUGACUUUUACUAUUGUUUGCACGGGGUUGUGAUGAACAUGGUGGUGGUUAGCCAAGUUCUUUGGGGGAACCGCGUCUGGAAUUUUAAAAGUGGAGGAUCCCCGCGAAUGAAGCCUGUAUAUCGCAAACUACUAAUAGGAAGCAUGAUAGUGGCCUCACUUUCGGCCGGGCAGUUCUUGACCCAUAAUUUUCAAAUGGGCUGGAACAACGACAACACUUUAGCAUUCUCUAAUACGCUAUAUGCCCUCAAGAUCUCGAUGUCUCUCAUAAAGUACUUGCCCCAAGUUAAACAUAACUAUGAGCGAAAAACGCUCCGCGGCUUUCCUAUCCAAAGCGUUGUGUGCGAUGUCAUGGGUAGCUUGUGUUCUCUUGCGCAGCUAGUGGUGCAGGUCACCCGCGACCGUACACCACUAACGACAGCGGUCUUGAGCGCCAACUUCGGACGUAUCGGAAUCGCCGCCGUGACAUUAUUCUUCAACUUCAUUUACAUAUCCCAAUGGCUUGUGUACGGGCAGUAA
Lachancea thermotolerans CBS 6340 is the source of this 750-nucleotide messenger RNA. RefSeq names its product cystinosin-like protein ERS1 (gene ERS1). Gene Ontology annotation, biological process: L-cystine transport. Bases 1 to 750 code for a protein of 249 amino acids. The transcript has a single exon. The record is from RefSeq and is a predicted model, not a curated record. Lineage: Eukaryota; Fungi; Ascomycota; Saccharomycetes; Saccharomycetales; Saccharomycetaceae. Gene Ontology annotation, molecular function: L-cystine transmembrane transporter activity. Gene Ontology annotation, cellular component: vacuolar membrane; fungal-type vacuole.